AACACCUUCAACAUCAUCAGGUCUUCAAUGUCAUCAGGUCUUCAAUGUCAUUAGAUCUUCAACAUUAUCAGGUCAUCAUGACGCAGGGGGCCGAUCCGUACGCGUGGACUUCAGAGGAAGCUGUCCUGCACCUGCAGCACAACUUCGCCGGCCUGGCUAGGCACAUGUCAGAUAACGAACUCGAUGGCCGAGCGCUUCUAGAGGAUGUGGACCACGCUUUGCUAGAGAAUACAUUCGGCAUCGUUAGGCUGAUGGAGCGCAUUGCCAUCAUGCGGACAAUCCGCGAACUCCGCCAGGCCUCUUUUGCAUACGCUGCGAGUUUGCGCCCAGGCACCCUCACAUUGACACUGCCCCCAACACUACAUCCAUCGGACCCGCAGACUCCGACACCGCUCAACUCGACCAGAGUUCGCAAGGGCGAGGAGCUCGUCGAAGACUCCCGUGGCCACAAGCGCCGCAAACUGACACUAGCGUCUUCGGUCGAAACUACUCUUGAGGAUGCUCAACCUGGAGCAUCUCAAAGUCCAGUCGCUGCCGUCAAGGCGCUGCAGCGUGCAAGACCCCCAGGCUUUCUUCCCGACCACAAACAUACAGUCGACGAGAUCUUCUAUAGCGACACCAAAUAUGGCUCGGAGAUCAAGCAUGAUGAGGAUGAAGAUGAUGAUUCCUAUGACAACUUCACCAUCUUCGGGCAGUCCGAAUUCCCAGGCACCACUUCCUUCGUCUAUCGUCGGCUUAGGCACGCGUUCCAGCACUCUGAUCCGCAGCCUGUCACGUACCAUCAAAACCCAUCUCUCGCAGUCUACUCAUACCCUGAGCGCCUGCUCGAAGACAAGGAUGUCAGAUCCGUUACUGUUUUUGAGACGUCAGAGAGUGGCAUCAAGGCCAUCCGCGAGAGGGCCCAAACUCUACCCUUUCAGAAGGAUGAGGCCGUCGACAACCAGAUGAGUCCUGGUGAUUUCAGUUACCUCCUCAACAGACACACAGAAUCAGACGAGCUCUUACCAACUUAUGGAGAGUCUGACUAUGGUUCAGACUCUGCCGAGGAAACACACACCAAUGUUGAGGACUCAGCGAGCGGAUCUGAUGAUGACAUGGCAGAGGAAGAUUCUUGUGUUGAGACGCCCAUCAUCACUCAAGAGCGGGUAAAAUCCUUGAUUGACAAGUCGAUCGAAAUACAGACCCAGGCUUGGCGCGCGAAUCAGCAACCCAAACUUGACAAGCACAAGGCACGCAGUGUGUGGCGUUUGGGUAAAGGCAACAGAAAGACUGUACGUGCAUUGACUCGUGGCGCAAUUCAGGCAGUCGAGCGGUUGAACGGCAGACUUGCUCGUCUCAAGCAGAAUCUGACGGAUCGGUCUUGGGAAAGCGAGCAAGAGGUCGAACAAGCGUGCGUGUCUCUGGAACCUACAGUCCACGACCGCGAGCAAGAGGAAUGGAAGAUCCGGACCUGGGCACUGAAAGUAGAGCCUGUAACGACAACAAGACAUCGCAAACCAUCCGACCGUGGCCAACAUGGACUUCAAGAUGGAGCCCGCGCCCAGGAGAUGUCUGACGGGGACAUCAACGAAUUCAUCGUUGAUGAUGAGAGUUUUGAAUAUGCUAGAGAAAACCUACUCGAGGACGAUAGCGCCUCUGAAUCGGGUAUCGAAAAUCAAGGUAUGCCAUCUCAGAAAGGCUCCCAGGACGAGAAAACUCCUACCGAUGAGGUCGAUGCGGAUGUUAUCAUGACCGCCGAUGCAAACUUUCCCGACGCGACUGAAGUUCCGGCCGACUUCCAGUACAUUGACGAACCUCGUGGCGAACUUCUUAGCAGCGAGCUUCCAGAGUCUACAGCUGACGCAGUCGAUCUCGAGCCUGUACAAACUCCAACGAACAACAAGUUUACUGUUGGAAUGCCAGUGGAGCCGGACUCUCCUGGACUGCCUUCCUUGGAUUCGGUUUUACGUAAGUCUCAACGCUCGUCUACACGAAACCACCGAAAGGAUGUCAUCACCAUAUCCUCAAGCCCUGUCAGGCCCGGCAUGGCACUUACUACCCAGUCAAGUCCUUCAAAGAAGUUUGACAUCAAAGAAGAGCAGGAAGAAAAGAACGUGAUCACAUACUCGGACAACCCAGACACCGACACCGUGAGAGAGAUCCUAAAAUGGACCUACGAAGGUCUGGAGGCCGAAGAGGACAGAAGGAGACUCAUGAUCAAGAUGGCCUUUCACCUCGACGAUGCUCAACGCGAUCCACUCGUGCGUCUGUUCACCGGCAACGUGUCAACUUGUCUCGAAAAGACCAAAGAUGCCAUCGCCGCAAUCAGAAAAGGGUCAGAGGUCUUUGAUGGCUACAGCGACGAGGAGUCCGAAGCUAUGCGAUAUGCCGCCAGACUCUACUUGUGUUUCUGCCAUAUCGAUCACAGAUUCUUCAGCUUAGACGUGUCGGAGCUCAAGUCACUUGGCUAUGAGUGGAUGUGGGACGGAGAGGAGAAGGAAUUUGCCGAGGACUUACGCCGUUGGUACAAUUACCUUUGGCAGGCUCUAAAGCGUUUCAAGAAUGCACAGUCGACUGGAGAGAUCGAAACCAUCAUAAUCGACGACAGCGACGAUGAGCAAAAUGAGAAGAGUCUGAGUGUCCACACCAGUGCUCGCAAGAGACUGGUGAAACAAGAUCAAGGAGGUGUGAGAAAACGUGUCAAGGCAGCCGAACGAGCCAAAGCAUACGACUCUCAAAAUCAGUACAACCAGACCGGCUCGUUCAUGGCCGGCGACGAUGGAGAGACCGAAGUUGCUCUCCAUACCCCAAGCGAUCUGGAUCCUCAGAAACAUGUUUACCUCAACCCUACCAUUGCCAAACGGCUGAAGCCACAUCAAGUCGAAGGCGUCAAGUUUAUGUGGAGAGAAAUCACAGCACCUGAAGAUGAAGAUGGCCAAGGUUGUCUGUUAGCUCACACCAUGGGGCUAGGCAAAACAGCCCAAAGUCUCGCUUUGAUCACUGCUGUGGCCGAAACUGCGCGAGACAUCGAAAAGCGUGAUGCUCUACCCAGCGACUUGAAGAAAGCCAAGGACAAACUCAGAGUUCUGGUAUUGUGCCCACCGUCACUUAUGACCAAUUGGAGACAAGAGAUCAAAAUGUGGUGCCCAGAGAAGCUUUUCCUCGUUUUCAGCUUGAGCAGCGAAGUCAAGGAUAAAGCGAUGAGGUUGAAUGAUCUCAAAGACUGGCGCAAAUAUGGUGGUAUCAUGCUUUGUGGUUACACUAUGUUCACUAGGCUUGUGAAUAACAAUUCCAACAUCUACGACGAUGAUGAACAGAGACAAGUGCUGAAAUUUCUGCUGAGGAAGCCACAUAUCGUCAUUGCCGAUGAGGUGCACUCCAUUAAAAGCAACUCAAGUAAAAGCUCUUUGGCUGCUCACAAAAUCUUGACUCAACGCCGUAUUGGGCUGACUGGAAGUCCCAUGUCGAACAACACGUCUGAGAUCUUCGCUCUUAUCAACUGGGUUGCACCUAACUUUCUGGGCCACAAGGAGGAAUUCAAAGCUCAUUACCAGGAGCCUAUUGAAGCAGGAACCUACUACGACAGCAAGCCAUGGGAAGUCCGCAAGUCCAUGACCAAGCUUGCCGCGCUGAAAAAGAUCAUCUCUCCUAAGCUGAACCGUGCCGACAUCACGGUCCUUCAGGGCUCACUCAAGAGGAAGGUGGAGUUUGUCUUGACGAUCCCAUUGACAGAGUCCCAGAAACUUGGUUACAUGGCUUAUGUCAAGGAAAUCCUUCGAGGCAAAGUCGGCGAAGAGGGAUCGACUAUUACCCAGGUCAAGCUGUUCGGGUGGCUCGCCAUUCUUCAACUGCUAUGUAACCAUCCUAUAGUGUUCCGACGUAAAUUACUCGAGCCAGCCACCAACAGCAAGAGAGGCAAGAAGGUUUCACUAUUGGUAGCAGAGAAUGGAUCUACAGCAGGCUCUCCCAUCGUUGAACUGCCCGUCGCGAUGGAUCCUACCGCCGCUCCGCCAUCGACAGCAGUCGCACCUUCUGGAACCGCUCAGCAACGUGAAGGACAAUCUCCCUCUCGCGAUGAAGAUGCUGCAUACGCUGAUGCGCACAUCUCUCAGUACGACAUCGACAAAGCCAUAGUGGACGCUUUGCUCGAGGUCGUUCCUGACAACGAAUCCAUUGAAUUGUCCAACAAAACAGUGCUCGUGCGAAGGAUUAUGAAUCUCUCCAUCGAAGCCGGUGACAAGGUCUUGAUUUUCUCUCAGAGCAUUCCCUCCCUGAACUUCUUGGACAAGAUGCUGAAGAGCAUGGGCCUCCGCUAUGGUCGCAUCCAAGGAGACAUGGCGCUAGACAAGCGCGAGAAGGUGUUGAAAGCUAUGGCGAAUGGCGAGCUCGACGUUCUGCUCAUCUCAACACGUGCCGGAGGACUUGGUCUGAACAUACAGCAGGCCAAUCGCGUCAUCAUCUUUGACUUUGCUUUUAACCCAACCUGGGAGGAACAAGCAAUUGGAAGAGCCUACCGCUUGGGUCAGACCAAGCCCGUCUUUGUCUACCGUUUUGUCGCUGGCGGUACCUUCGAGUAUUCACUCUACGAUAAACAGCUAUUCAAGACCGGUCUCGCGUCUCGUGUUGUCGACAAGAAGAACCCAAUGCGCAAUGCCAACCGGAAGCCUGCGGACUGGUUGAAGCCGCCACACGACGUCCUACAACAGGACAUCUAUGCUGAGGCUGGCAAGGAUGAGCAUGUGAUGGACAAGAUCAUCAUCGAUCAACUCGAAGGUCAUGACAAGAUUAUCCGUAGUAUCAAGACGAUGGAGACCUUGAUGGAGGAGUCCAAGGAUGAGGCAUUGACUGCUGAAGAAAUGCAGGAAGCCGAAAAUGAGGUGCUGCUUGCGAAGACUCGCAAGAUGGGUAAUGUGUUUGAGAGCCGCGCAAAGUUGCUGCCUCCUCCUCCACCAGGUCUUGGUCCACGAGAACCACGCCCUUACGGUCCUGGCUUCGAUUUCACCCCGCCUGGUCCUAGCGCAAGCUCGGGUGUCGCUGCUCAGGCGUUGUCUACUGAGUCGACUGGUCUGACUGGGUCACCUUCUGGCCCAAGCCAAAGACUGUAUAGGAGGUAUUGAUAGCUGCCGGGGCUCUAUGGUAUAUGGAAAUCAGCAGCCUUAUGAUAGGAGAAGGUCACAAUUGCUUAUAUCACUCAAUCAGCCCAGUUAGCUAAGCGCGACUAUUAUAGCUUCCAUAAUUCUAGGUAGCACGAUUAGCGCAAGUAUUCUAGUCAGAUAUGGCAAUACACGUUUCCUCUGCA
Molecule: messenger RNA, 5278 nt
Organism: Aureobasidium subglaciale EXF-2481
Lineage: Eukaryota; Fungi; Ascomycota; Dothideomycetes; Dothideales; Saccotheciaceae
Exons: 1
Coding region: 78-5096 (1672 amino acids)
Cellular component (GO): nucleus
Molecular function (GO): ATP binding; ATP hydrolysis activity; ATP-dependent chromatin remodeler activity
Source: RefSeq, a predicted model, not a curated record